Molecule: messenger RNA, 1173 nt
Organism: Passer montanus (Eurasian tree sparrow)
Lineage: Eukaryota; Metazoa; Chordata; Aves; Passeriformes; Passeridae
Exons: 2
Coding region: 34-1173 (379 amino acids)
Source: RefSeq, a predicted model, not a curated record
GGUGGGGCGAUUCCUUGGAUUCAGAGCACUGGAAUGCUGCUCCUUGAAACACAGCAGGGAGGAGUUCUCCAGAAUUCCCAGCUGGAAGUGCCCCCACGGAAUUGCUGCUCGGGGGAUGGAGCAGCAGCCCGGGAUCCCGAGGGGGGAGGGAGGGAAUUCGCACCCAAAAUCAGGGAAAGAGCCAAAGCUCCCCUGGGUUUGCUGCUCCUGAUGUCCCAGGGAGAGGAGGGAGCUGCUCCAGGAGGAUCCUCCAGAGGGAAUCACCCCAUUCCCAGCCUCUGGAAUCCACCAGGGACAGGCUGGGAGAGUCUGGGAUCCCUGCAGGAUCCAGGGGCAGCUCCAGCAGCAGCUUCUCCACCCUGCCAGGGCUCCAGGGGAAUCUUCCAGCAGUGCUCCCUCUGGAUCCACCACAUCCCACGCUCCUUCCUCUCUCCUUCCAUGGCUCCAAGCUUUUCCCGGGAUGCUCCUGCCAGUCCUGGAGGGUUUGGAUCUCUCUGCCCAAAUCCUGGGAAGCGGGGGAGCUGUGGGUCCGCCUGCAGCUCUCCAGUGAGGAUCAAAGCCUUGCCACGAUGGAUCUUCCCAGAAAAUUCCCCCUUUUUUCCUUCUUUUCCUCUCCCUCACCUUGAAAUUCCCAAGGUGGGAUCAGAAAACCCGGCGGGAUCAGAAAAUCCAGUUUUUCCUCAUGCUGAAAAUCCGGGAAAAAAAAAAUCAAAAGUCCAGAGACAUCCAAACCGAAAACUUCCAGGAGAACUUGGGAAUAGUGCCAUGACAUUCCUUGUUCCGCGGGGAUCCCGCGGGGCCGGGCUGGGCUCCCCCAGGAUUCCUCUUCCCAGGAGCUGGGCUCGGGUCCUGCUCUGCUGGGUUUCCUGGGAAUGCUGGGUUUCCUGGGAAUGCUGGGCCCUCUCCUCCAGGGAAAAGAGCAGCAGCAGCAGCAGGAGCUCGGCCUCCUCCCCACCACGGCAGGAGGGCAACAACCAAAAUUCCUGCUGGGAAAAAACAUUGGGAAUCGGGAUCAGAUGGGAUUGGGAGGGAUCGGGCCUGGGGAGGGAAUGGGAAUGGGAAUGGGGAGGAGCAGGAGGGUUGGGCCCCUUCCCGAGGAAAAUGGGAAUGGUCAAAGGCCAGGAAGCCUUGCUCUCCUUCCCAAGGAAAGCUGGGAAUGGGAGGAGAACAUGA